Haliotis rufescens (red abalone) is the source of this 1189-nucleotide messenger RNA. RefSeq lists its product as uncharacterized. The record is from RefSeq and is a predicted model, not a curated record. The transcript is spliced from 3 exons. The coding region runs from base 45 to 1175 and encodes 376 amino acids. Lineage: Eukaryota; Metazoa; Mollusca; Gastropoda; Lepetellida; Haliotidae.
CAAAACUACGGUCCACGUCACAGGUCAAAGCUGUCGUGUUCUGGAUGUUAACGAUGAUCUCUCUUGUUGUCGUCGCCAUCGUUGUCAUUUGUACAACGAUGUCAGAUGGCGCUUCAAGUAACCAUACUUCAGUUUAUUGCCAUAUGACGCACCAUCGUAUCUGUCAGUUACAUUCCAACGAGCACCAGAUCUAUUGUGCCAAUAAUGGCAAGAAGUACCACGGCCUAUGUGCCUAUCUACUCGCCCACUGUGAGCACCAGAUCUCUGUGGUGGGCUUCGGCGUAAACUGUACCCACAUCCACCUCACAAUUCCAACCCCCCCUCCACCUUCCCAUUUUGAGCGUGGCCUCUAUGGUGCGAUAACCAACGGUAUUGACCACAGGCUAAAAGCGGUCAAAGCAAGAAACAUCCCGGUAGCUUUUGCAAAGAAGGUGUACACCAAACAGGAUCAUGCUCACAAAGUGUACAUUCGCAACAAGGACUGCUGGGCGUAUGGCCUUGACCUGACCUCCAUUUCACCCUGGAACAGCCACAUGGCAAAUAGGAAUGCUGGAACUCUGGUUUCUCCAAGACACGCUUUGUGGUCAAGGCUUCACAGCAUCAAGGUCAACUCCACUCUCAGAUUUGUUGAUCAAAACAACAAUGUAGUUGAGCGCCGUGUCAUCAAGUCAAAAACUGUGUCCGGACCCAACGUCCACGGAAUAUCUGGUCAUGAUAUUGUGGUGGGUGAACUGGACAGGGAUGUUCCCAACACCAUCUCCUUCUCUAAAGUGAUGCCCAGAAACCUGACCAAAUUCUUUGUGCCUUACAAUAUUCACAUUCCAGCCAUGAGCACAGACCAGGAGGAGAAGGCUCUUGUGGAUGACUUUUACUUUUACUCCUCCACCAACGCGAGACUACGUGCUCCUCUGAGAACAUCCAUCAGGCACGACUUCUACGAGUACAAGGUGACCACCGACAGUGGCAACCCUACCUUUUUCGUAAUCGACAACCAGUUGGUUCUGUUGUUUGUGUUCACAAUAGGCGGUGCUGGAGGUGGGACGUCCAUCAAUCACUACUUUGAUCAGAUCAACGAGAUCAUGGUCAAAGAAGGAGGCGGCUACGAGCUUACGGAGAUGGAUCUCAGUGAGUUCCUGGAACCGGGAAAAUCAUUACCACACCUUAUUGGGAAAUAAAGCCUGGCUUAGUA